Messenger RNA from Penicillium hordei, 762 nucleotides. RefSeq names its product GNAT family N-acetyltransferase. NCBI's taxonomy places the organism in Eukaryota, Fungi, Ascomycota, Eurotiomycetes, Eurotiales, Aspergillaceae. The transcript is spliced from 2 exons. The coding region runs from base 1 to 762 and encodes 253 amino acids. The record is from RefSeq and is a predicted model, not a curated record. Gene Ontology annotation, molecular function: N-acetyltransferase activity.
AUGAAUCCUGAAACCCCCCAAGAACCCCAAUCCCCGGGAUAUACCCUCCGCACCCACCGACCCGGUGAUAUAGGAUGGAUAAUCCACCGCCACGCAACACUCUACGAACAAGAAUACGGCUGGGGUACAAAAAUGGAAGCGCUAGUAUGCAAAGUCGGCGCAGAAUUCCUCGACAACUACGACGCAUCCACAGACCGGUGCUGGAUCGCCGAGCGGAACGACGAGUCCCUCGGCUGUAUAGUUCUGGUCCGAGACAGUGAGCUCGUCAACACGGCCAAGUUACGUCUCCUCCUUGUUGAGCCCAGCGCGCGGGGCCUUGGGCUCGGUCGUGCUUUGAUCGAGCAGUGCACACGGUUUGCGCGCGAGACGGGGUAUACGCGGAUUCGGCUUUGGACGCAGAAUGUGCUUGUUUCGGCUAGGAGGCUGUAUGCGAAGGAGGGCUAUCAGCAUGUUAGCUCUGAGGAUUAUGGCGUUUUUGACCGCAUUUCAUUUCUGGUACCGCCGAACCUUCCUCGCCAAGACCAGCUACGAAGACAAGCGACGAAGAGAGUGAGAAAAGACGAUGUGGGCCGUGAGGCGUCUUUAACUUUCAAGCAGACUGAAACUGACGACGUCCGGAAGUCCGCCUUGAAUGCGUACCUCCCUCAGGAGCCCGACCAGUACCCGGAUAUUCCGGAAGUUGUGGGUACCAACAAGACAGCUGGGACGCUCAUGGGGCCUAAGACGAAGCAGAUGAACCUUGGAAGGAGUUACUGCAGCUGA